Heterostelium album PN500 is the source of this 360-nucleotide messenger RNA. RefSeq lists its product as uncharacterized. Bases 1 to 360 code for a protein of 119 amino acids. The transcript is spliced from 5 exons. The record is from RefSeq and is a predicted model, not a curated record. NCBI's taxonomy places the organism in Eukaryota, Evosea, Eumycetozoa, Acytosteliales, Acytosteliaceae.
AUGAGCGAUGUGUGGUUUGUUGUUUUACUCAUUACUGUUUGGUAUAGAUACGAGUUCUAUUGUAUUACAAGAGCUUCUGAUUAUGGUAGAGGUCCUGAACACUUUGGGUAUGUUCAAGGUUUGAAGGGAGUCAAGUCCUCGCCCUAUGUCAAACGAGAAAUGGAAAAUCAACUACAUUACACAUUCGUCCGUACUGGUGUAAAUUUGGACAAUAUAUUGUUGAUGAAUUCAACACCUCACAGUGUCGAUAAAUCAAAAGUUGUUCGGCAUAUUGGAGAAGAACUUUGGAAACCACCGGACACUCGUCACUCUGAUUCCAAGUUACAUUAUACAAAGAUACUCUUUGCUCAAGAGGCAUAA